This is a messenger RNA of Trichomonas vaginalis G3, 1056 nucleotides long. RefSeq names its product keratin-associated protein family. The transcript has a single exon. Bases 1 to 1056 code for a protein of 351 amino acids. Lineage: Eukaryota; Parabasalia; Trichomonadida; Trichomonadidae. The record is from RefSeq and is a predicted model, not a curated record.
AUGAUUAAACCACAGCAACUUAAGGUGCAAAACACCCAGGUCCUUCAGACCAUUACAUACGCCAUAUAUGCAUAUAAUUCAAAGAUGGCAGAACAAACGCAAAGGUUGAAAUAUGGAGAUUUGGAGAUAGUAUUGAAAAAUGACCAUUUCGAAUUCGUUUGCAAAGGUGGUGCAGUGAUAUCAAAUAUAAAAGAAAUUUUAUUUAUGAAUUCAAAAAUUAAAGGAAUAACGGAUGAUAUAACAUCAAUUCCACCAGAAGAACAGAGAUAUUACGCAUUAAAUGCAUUUCCUAAAGUUUUGAAGAUUGGAAGAUUUAAUUUAAAUGAGGAAUUCAUAGAAGGUUUCCUAAAUGACAUAAUGAAGAAGGUGGAUAAGGAAUAUGUGGAUAGUGAGUUAAAUAAGAAGGCAAAUUUGGUUUAUGUUGAUGAAAAAGAUAAUGAAAUUAAAGAAAAGGUUGAAUGGUAUCAUGAAUGGACAUCGGAGACUUUUAAAGUUAAAGCCGAUACAGGAUGGGUUUCAGGAUGUUUAGAUCUUAAAGCAGAUAAAACUUAUGUUGAUGAAAAUUAUGCAAAGAAGUCGGAAGUAAAUGAUGUGAUUACAAGCAUGAAAAAUGAAAUACUUCAAACAUUAUAUCCUGUUGGUUCUAUUUAUACGUCAAUGAACUCAACAAAUCCAUCAACAGUUUUAGGUUUUGGUAUGUGGAAGCAGAUUGUAGAUAAAUUCUUAUACUGUGCUAGAUAUUCAAAGCAAACAGGAGGUUCGAAGAAAAUUAAAGAAGCAAACCUUCCACCGCACACUCAUACAGGAACUACAAACACAACAGGUAAUCAUUCACAUUCAAUAACAAAAAGAGGUUAUACAAAUCUUGCAGCGGGUUCGGAUAGAUGGGGAAUGAAUAGAUAUGAUACCACAACUGACCCAGUAGAUUCAAGCACAGGUAUUUUCUGUGGAACCGCAGGUAAUCAUUCACACACUUUCACAACAAAUCCAACAGGCUCGGGUAAAGAUUACAUGCCACCAUUUGUGACUGUAUUCGCAUGGUACCGUGUUCAAUAA